CAUUUCAGUUUGAGAGUUGGAUGUGCCGAGCGAAACAGGGUAUAUAAUAAUACAUAUGUUAUUAUUUUUUUUUUUAACAAAGAAGUUUGUAUAUAGAAGAAGAACGACUUUACAAGUUAUUUGCUGCUGCUUUCUGAGCAUAGAAAGUGUUGUAAAGUGUUCGAGUGGAGCGGCUCGAUGCGGGUUUGUGUUUUCCAAGCAGGAGCUUUUCUGUGGGACACAAAGUUUUUGUAUGAGUUGAGUCCGGAUCACGGACAGGAGUGAGGGCGAAACCAGGCCUGGAAAACACCCUGAAUUCAGACAUGGCUGGUCAUUUUGACGCUGAGGAUCGUGAGAGUUGGUAUUGGGGGCCUAUGGACCGUAAAGACGCUAUAUCGUUGCUGCAGGGUCAAAGACACGGGACGUUUUUGGUCAGAGACUCGACUACUAGCAAAGGGGACUAUGUGCUGUCUGUGUCGGAAAACUCCAAAGUCUCGCAUUAUAUCAUCAACAGCGCAAGCAACAACAGACAGUCUGGAACCGGUCUGGCUCCAUCUCGAUUCCGGAUCGGUGACCAGGAAUUCGACACUCUCCCAGGCCUGUUGGAGUUCUACAAAAUCCACUACUUGGACACCACAACGCUCAUCGAACCCGUCCCGGCACGCUCCAAGCACGCCAGCCUGAGCGGACCGGUGUCCACCGGUGUCCCUGCCAGACAAGACGAGUUCGAGUUUGUGCGUGCGCUCUUUGACUUCCCAGGCAACGAUGAGGAAGACCUGCCGUUCCGCAAAGGUGACGUGCUGCGUGUGAUCGAGAAGACUGAGGAGCAAUGGUGGAGCGCUCAGAAUGCGGAUGGACGCAAAGGCUUGAUCCCUGUGCCCUAUGUGGAGAAAUACAGACCUGCAUCACCGACCACUGUAGGUGGGGGUCCUGUAGGGCAGGUUGUGUCUGCUGUCAGUUCACUGGAAGACAAUGGAGCUCUGAUUCCUGGGAAGCUGGAUUACGCCCACCCUGUGGUCAACACACCACUGCCCAACCUCCAGAACGGGCCUGUGUUCGCCAGGGUCAUCCAGCGGAGGGUGCCCAAUGCAUAUGACAAGACUGCACUCACACUCGAGGUGGGUGACUUUGUGACGGUAACAAAGAUCAACGUGAACGGCCAGUGGGAAGGAGAGUGCAAGGGAAAGAAAGGCCACUUCCCCUUCACACACGUUCGCCUGCUCGACCAGCAACAGUCUAUGGAUGAGAGCUGAGACACACUCUCUCUCUCUCUCUCUCUCUCUCUCUCUCUCUCUCUCUCUCUCUCUCUCUCUCUCUAUGCUACAGUUUUUUACACAUUUUUUUUUUUUUUGGUUGUUGUUGUUGAGUCUGCUCCAAGAUUCAACAUCUAAAAACCAGACCUGGCCACAUCAAUACUGGACGAUCCUCACACUGCAAACACACAUCAUUAUCAAGCUUUACUUAACACACAGUCAUUAAACAAUAGUGUGUAUACACAUCUGUGCUACAGAGCACCAUGCAAUGAAACACACAGGUGGGCACAGAUUAGACAGAACAGUGCCUGGAGAAUGAGUUCAUGUGCUCUAGGAAUGUUUGGAUGAAGAGGUGGACCGCCACAGUGUUUCUCAUCUGAAAUACAAAGGCUAGGUUCGCACAGCUGACGCUUAGAGCGACGUCCAGAUGUGGUGGCAACAUGAUCAUUCACCCCCUGGACUGAUGGGCAGAAACUACCAUGAGUGAAAAAUAUGUACAUGUGCCGUUACACGAUCAACGUAUUCCUAUUUUAAUGACACUUUUGAUUUUGUUCAAGAAAUGUUUUUUUUUUUUUUUUUUUUUUUAACAUUAGUAUUUUACCCAUUUAUUAUCCCUGACUUGAUGCAUUUCCAUAGGAUUCUUUCAGGAAUAUUUGAUUGUCUCAAAGGUGACAAACCUGGAAUUCCUCAGGAGAUGUUGGGACUUCACAUUCCAAGUUUUUUGUUUCUUUUGCAGACAAUGUAGAGACAAUGCAACUUCAUUUGCACAAACGUGUUCAUGAAACAACAAGGUUAGCUCUAUACACUCCCAUCCCCACACACACAACCCCUGACCACAUCCAUAUGCUCACAUGACCCCUGACCACGCCCCUACGCUCACACAUGACCCCUGACCACGCCCAUACACUCACACACAACCCCUGACCACGCUCACACGACCACUGACCACACCCAUACGCUCACACACAACCCCUGACCACACCUAUACACUCACACACUACCCCUGACCACGCCCAUACACUCACACACGACCACUGACCACGCCCAUACGCUCUCACACAACCCAUGACCACACCUAUACGCACACACACUACCCCUGACCACACCCAUACGCACACACACUACCCCUGACCACACCCAUACGCUCACACAUUACCCCUGUCCACACCCAUAUACUCACACACUACCCCUGUCCACACCCAUACGCUCACACACUACCCCUGACCACACCCAUACGCUCACACACUACCCCUGACCACACCCAUACGCUCACACACAACCCCUGACCACACCCAUACGCUCACACACAACCCCUGACCACACCCAUACGCUCACACACAACCCCUGACCACACCCAUACGCUCACACACAACCCCUGACCACACCCAUACGCUCACACACAACCCCUGACCACACCCAUACGCUCACACACAACCCCUGACCACGCCCAUAAAUUUCCUAAGGCCUGCCCAUUGCCCAGGAUUCUAAGCACUCACCUACUCAAGACACAUUUGCUAUUUGCUGACACAAAAACUGAUAACACUCGACUGCUCCAUUGUGUGGCCACAACACACCCAGCUUCCUCAGAAACUGAAAAUGCCCCAUAUUUCCAUUGCUUGCCUACUCUCAUGGACGCAGACUGCACCCAGAGACACUUUACUGUAUCCAUCCAGAAACUGACCACGCUCAUCUACUUUCAGCAGAAACUCUGACUUUCUGACCCUGUGCGUGUCCACAUUUUGUCUUCAGACUAAAUUCUGUCACAGUAAUUCCUCUAUGCCAUAAGAUCAGAUCUACAGACGAGCUCUACUAAUCUAUAACUUUGAAUCUCAUCUUCCAGAACAAGUGUUAACACUUUUAAUGUACUAUAAUGUACUACAUUACAUUUGAGGUUCCCAAUUUCACACCUUUCACUUUAAGUAGGUGUUUGAGUCACCACUGUGAGCAGUAACAUUUAUUCUGCCUCGUUAAGGAGCUACAGUGGAUCUGCACGUCUAAAGAAAGGCAGUACAGACAGACACAGACAGGUGGAGCAUGCGGGGGUGUCGUCCCUGUCUUGCUCUUCUCUUUCUGCUGAGUAAGUGACACGAAAAGAGCAGCACACAGUUACAGACGGAUCAGGACGCACACUCGUUUCUUCAGCGUUUAUUUAAACAGGUCCUUUACCCAGAUUUGGUUUGGUACUCAGUACUCAGGAGGAAAACCUGGGGCUAUAAGCUAGAAUUAGUGAGCUUUCAUUCGUUUAGGAUGUUUAAAUAUUCCAAUAUGAAGUCUUCUUCAAGGCCAGUUAUGAAUAAUACCAUUUAAUUAUUUUAUAUAACAAAAUCCCUUUCCGAUCUAAUUGUGUUUUGAUCUGAAAUUCAAUUUUGUGGUUUGCAAAAGUGCAAGUUUAAUUUAGUGAAACUAAAUUUAAAAAGCAUUUAGUCUAACUUGCAUUUCAAUUCAAAUUUCUAUUAGCCUAAUUCUUAUGCCUUAACUAGCGCUUUACUACAUGUUUAUAAAUCAUUCCCUGAGAGUAAGAAACCUCCAAAUUCAGAAGAUUUCCAGGUCCCUCAUGUGUCCUCUAAUCAUAAAAGCAAUGAUGUUUGUAAAGCGGUUCAGGGAGCUGAUGGCUAAUUAUUUUCCUAAAUGAAAUGUCAGUAUUUGCCAGCGCUUCAGCAGUGUAUAUGACCCUAGUGUAUAUGACCCUAUUACUUCUAUUGAAUGUUAUGUGCCUUUGUCAUUCAGGACACUACAGAGAUCUAACACCUGCCAGAUGGUGCAUCAUGACAGCUUUGCCGCUGCAAGGUUGCGUACGUGAAAUAAACAGGACGUGACUAAUAUCUGUCAAAAUAGACGUCUCCAUACUGGUUUUAACGCCGACUCUCAGACUUUCUCUCCAUAUGUCCUAACGGGUUUGCUCGAGUAAAGCUCCAGCAAGUCCUGUUUAAUCCUGAGAGCUUACUUUAGCAUGGCGGUAGAUGUAGUUUUAGUUUGUUUUGAAUAAAUAAUAUCCCGACAUGCGUGAACAGAUCGUACUCCUUGCUUCCUGUUGUAACGCAAGUGGCCACUUUAUAUAGUGACGCAGUUACUAUACACUUCUUGCACAAUGGUGAGGAGAAGUCGGUGACGAGGUGUUAAAUCCCAGUACUGAAACUAGGGUUUGGAUGACUAUGAUGUCAGUAUCGCAGCAUAUUGACGUCAUGCUGUACGUCUGGCUGUCACAUGCUUCAUCAGAUAUCCAGAAACUCUGUAGUUACUCGCUGUAACAAGGAACCAUACAGACAUUUUUGUUGUCGUUUCAUUUUCCCUGGAUUAGACGCUUCCAAUUUUGUACAUUUUGUAAUGUUUUCAUUUUUGUAAAUAUUUAAAAAUGUGUGAACUUCGUGUGGAUGCUUUGUUAGACGAACGUCAGCAGAAUUCUGUUACGAUCAUACAGUUAUUUGUGAAAAAGUAUCAUGGUACAUAAUAUUUACACCUGGUCUGCAUAGAUACGCCAAGGUUGUUGGGUCACCUCAGCAAAGACGAUGACCUUGUUUUUCUUUUUCUUUCUUUCUACAUAUUUUGAGGUGAAAUCGUAAUGAAAGUGUUUUCUCCUGAUUGCGAUGAGACCGGACUCUUUAUACCACUGUUUCCGUUAUUUUAUUUGUAUUUCCAUGUCCUUUGUCAAAAAAUCACUCCUUGUACCACUUUGUGCUUUUUACUAGUCCUGAUCAAACGGGUCGAUACUGUAAUGAGAAAAACGAACACUUUAAACGUUAAUCCAGAGAAAAGAGACGAAACCCGCCUUCACUGACUAGUCCACUCGGUUUUAUGUUAAAAAAAAACAACUACAAGAUGCUUGGCUACACAAAUGUGUAUUUCCAUGCUGUGGGGUCGUUUUCAUAUGUAGGUAGUAAAAGUUACAAAGUUUCCAGAGAAACAGGAUGUUUAGUAUAAAAGUCCUUCAUCAGACACUAGCAGAGCGAGAUGCUUUUUUGCUUUAGUCCAAAACAUCCAGGUUUUGUAGCUAUUAUUGCAUAUAAAUACACUGCAGUAUGUAUUUGUGUGUACACACACACUUUUUGAAAUAACAUAGGAAAGACGUUCUCCAGCUUUCAGCAAGUCUCAAACUACUCAUAUUGAUUUGUUUAAAGAGGAUGAAAUUAUCUGGGAAAUUCCACCUUCUGUUGUGAUGCAUCAUUUACAGUUUUAAGUGUGUUUACAGUAAUUAAAACAAGCAAAUAUUUCAUCCUUACGUAUACUUUUCUUCCCAACGUGGUUAAUCCUUCAGUGCAACCACAAAGCAUCUCAUUCAGGAGGUCUGUUAGUCACACAAGUUCAAUAUGGAACAUUUUUAUUCACCACAUUGACUUUGUGGUAUUAUGCACCUUACCUCCUUAAUCAACCCCAACUUUUUUUUUCCCCCCUAAUGUUCUAUAGAAAAUGCUUUGCUUCCAUUUCCUUUGCAUGGAGGAGGAGUGGAAGUUGUUUAUAUCGACUUAAAGUGCCACUUGUACUAAAGUUAGCAUUUAAAGUCUAGAUUUUCAUAUCAUGGGCCAUGUAAUGUUACUGCAUUUAGUAAAUAAAACGUAUUACCAAA
Molecule: messenger RNA, 5793 nt
Organism: Tachysurus vachellii
Lineage: Eukaryota; Metazoa; Chordata; Actinopteri; Siluriformes; Bagridae
Product: adapter molecule crk-like
Exons: 3
Coding region: 303-1232 (309 amino acids)
Molecular function (GO): protein binding
Source: RefSeq, a predicted model, not a curated record